Paramecium sonneborni is the source of this 1182-nucleotide messenger RNA. The record is from the annotation of a GenBank genome assembly. NCBI's taxonomy places the organism in Eukaryota, Ciliophora, Oligohymenophorea, Peniculida, Parameciidae.
AUGUCUAAAGAAUAACUUGCUGUUGUUAUCGAUAAUGGAUCGCAUGAAUGUAAAGUAGGUAUUGCAGGAGAUUGUGAACCAAAAUGCCCUUUUCCUGCAGUUGUAGGAAAACCAAAACAUUAAGGAAUUAUUAUUGGUAUUGAAAACAAGUUAGCCUAUGUUGGUUAUGAUGCUUUAAGAAUGAGAGGUGUUUUAGAACUCAAAUACCCAAUGAGCAAUGGUAUUGUGUAAAAUUGGGAUGGUAUAGAAUAUGUUAAUAUAUUAUAUAGAUAUGGAGAGAAUUUGGCAUUAUGCAUACUUCAAUGAAUUGAGAGUCUUACCAGAAAACCAGCCAGCUCUUUUGACUGAAGUUCCAUUGAGUGCAAAGUAGAAUAGAGAAAAGAUGUCAUAAAUAUUCUUUGAGUCAUUAUAUGUGCCGUCAUUCUAUGUUGCCAGUACUGCUAUGCUCUCACUUUAUGCUUCAGGAAGAACAACUGGUAUUGUUGUAGAUUCUGGAAAUAAUGUUUCAUACGCAGCUCCAUUCUAUGAAGGUUAUGCUCUUCCAUAUAAUGUUCUCAGAAUAAAUAUUGCAGGAAGAGAUUGCACAGAAUAUUUAGUUUUCACCUUAACUGAAUUGGGUUUUUAAUUCACAAAAACAGCUGAAAUGGAAAUAGCAAGGGAUAUGAAAGAGAAAUUAUGUUAUGUUGCUAAUGACUAUGAUGAGGAAAUGAAGAAAGAAAAAGAAAGCACUAUCGAAAAAAGAUCGUAUGAAUUACCAGAUGGACAUGUUGUUGUUUUGUAAAAUCAUAGAUUUAGAUGUCCUGAAUUACUCUUCAAACCAAGCUUGUUUGGUCUUGAAUGUUCAAGUAUCGAUGAAUUAACAUACAAAUCAAUUAUGAAAAGCGAUAUUGACCUUAGAAAAGAGCUGUAAAAACUUUAAAUUUAUAUUUUAGUUAUAAAAAUAUUAUAUUAUCAGGAGGCAAUACAAUGUUUUCAGGAUUCGCAGAAAGAAUGAGCAAAGAAUUAAAGUCACUUUCACCAUAAUCAAAGAACAUACAAGUUGUUGCCUCAGCUGAUAGAAAACUCUCAACUUGGAUUGGUGGAUCAAUCUUAUCAUCAUUAUCAGCAUUCUAAACCAUGUGGAUCAAAAGAGAGGAAUAUAAUGAAAACGGUCCAACCAUCGUGCACAGAAAAUGUUUUUGA